AUGGCCGCCUCCCUCGCCGCACACUGCAGCCCCGCCACCUUCGGCACGCCGUCCCUCUUCGGCGGCAGCGUCCUCAACGUCCACGCGAGCUACGUGACCAACUUCUCCGCCUCGGCCCCGGACACGGCGCGCUUCAUCGCGCCCUCGGUAAGGCUCACCGACGCCAGCUUCUGCAACGUGACGGUCGAGUACACGCACCCGGGCCAGGCGGACCGCGUCUCCGUCGAGACGUGGCUGCCCGACGCGGGCCGCUGGAACGGGCGCUUCCAGGCCGUCGGCGGCGGCGGGUGGCGCGCGGGCCGGUUCGCCCUGACCUACGGCCUGCAGGUCGGCGCGCUGGCCGACGGGUUCGCCACGACCUCGACCGACGCCGGCGUCGGCCAGCUGGGCCUCCCCGGCUGGGCGCUGCUGAGCCCCGGGAACCCGAACCUGCACAAGCUCAACAACUUUGCCAACGUGGCGCUGCACGAUCAGGCGGUGAUAGGCAAGGCUCUGAUCAACAGCUACUACGGCUCGGCGCCCAAGUACUCGUACUUCACGGGGUGCUCGACGGGCGGGCGCAUGGCGCUCGCCAUCGCGCAGCGGUACCCGGAGGACUUUGACGGCAUCGCGGCGUCGGCGCCCGCCAUCAACAACCCCGAGCUCGCCGCCUUCCUCUACUGGCCGCAGCAGGUCAUGAGCGAGCAGGCCGGCGGGUACGUGCCCUACCCGUGCGAGAUACUCGCCGUGACGGCCGCCGCGGUGGCCGCCUGCGACGGGCUCGACGGCGUGCAGGACGGCAUCAUCGCGCGGCCCGGCGACUGCCAGCGGGUCUUUGACCCGCUGUCGGUGGUGGGCAGGGAGAUCGCGUGUCCGCAGGCCGGCGGCGGCGGCGGCGCCAGGGUCAAGAUCAGCAGGGCGGCGGCGGUCGUCGUCAGGGAGACGUGGGCGGGCAUGCCGACCAAGAGGGGCAGGGACUUGCUCAAAGGCCUGCGUCCGGGGGCGCUGCUGACGGACCCGGCUGUCUUGACGAUCGUGACGACCAACUGCGACGGUGGGAAGUGCGUUCAGGCGCCUAAUUCUCUGGGCACCGACUUCAUGAAAUACUUCUUUGCGAAAGACCCCAUGGUCACCAUCGCGAACUUGACCAGAGAGCAGUUUGUCGAGUAUCUAUACCAGUCGCAGUACUACAACUCGAUCAUUGGAUCGAAUGACCCGGAUCUCACUCCUUUCCACAAGGCUGGAGGGAAGCUCAUCUCCAUGCAUGGGCUAGCCGAUGAGCUGCUCCCCGACCACCAGACGGCCGAGUACUACGAUGCGGUCGACAAGAUCACGGGCAACGUGCACGACUUCUUUCGCUACUUCGAGGUGCCCGGUAUGGGCCACUGCCAGGGCGGCAAGAGCGGGCAGCCGAACCAGCUCAUGCAGCAGUUGAUGGACUGGGUGGAGAAGGGCACCGCCCCCGAGUCCACGCCUGUCAAGCUCAACGUGUCGAACACGAUUCACAACCGCAUCUUGUGCCCAUACCCGCAACGGGCAGAGUUCAACAGGGGGUGCGGAGACCCGACAAAGGAGCACUGCUGGUCCUGCAAGGCCAGAAAGCCUUGCAAAAAGGCCAGAUGA
This is a messenger RNA of Thyridium curvatum, 1602 nucleotides long. RefSeq lists its product as uncharacterized. NCBI's taxonomy places the organism in Eukaryota, Fungi, Ascomycota, Sordariomycetes, Thyridiales, Thyridiaceae. The transcript is spliced from 4 exons. The coding region runs from base 1 to 1602 and encodes 533 amino acids. The record is from RefSeq and is a predicted model, not a curated record.